UAACAUUGAAUGAGCGUGUACGCAAUAUCUCGCCAUUGUCGUGUAGCCCGCUGUUCGUUGAAGUAGUUGUCAAUUCAAACAAAUUUUCAACAAUCACGAGAAAAGAAAGAAAGGAAAGCGGGUUUUCACAGAAAUACCGCACCUAAAAACAAACUACAUUAUAUAGUGACCAAUAUCAACACUUGCAGUAGAGAUCAGUAUUUGUACUGAACUAUUUGUACACUAAUUUCUUGAAGACUGAAAAAAAAAAAUUACGGAAUGAGUAUAUCGGAAUCCACAGCUGCUUUGCUGGACUCGCUUGAGUUUGCCGGUACCAUGCUGGAACGGCAUGACAUUGCGGAUUGCUCAACACCUGGUUUGUUAGAGGUUACCGGCAUACGACAGUCUGGUGUUGCGACUGCAAGUGGACUAAAUGAUUUCGAUUACCAGAAUCUAUCCAGUUUGUCGUUGGGAUUGAAAAAUUUAAAUCAGCUAUCGACCGUUAACAAGAUCCCGAUUCCGCCGGAGAUAAUGGAACACUUCAAACAUAUCAAAUGCCACUGUAUGAUGGGACUUUUCCCGGAAAUCGGUCGUGCCUGGUUGACCAUUGAUUCGGAUAUUUAUAUUUGGACUUAUGAGCAAAGCAGGGAUGUCGCCUAUUUUGACGGAUUGUCUCAUCUGAUUGUAAGCGUAGGCUUGGUGGUUCCCAAAUCGGGGGUAUUCAUCGCCGAUGUUAAAUAUUUGCUGGUACUGACCACUCCAAUAGAAAUCGUUAUACUGGGGGUAACAUUUGGUGAUUCAAAUGCUUCACCCAAUCGUUCCAUCAUGUCCUCUACCGAAGAGAUGCAGCUGCUCAAUAAACCUAUAUUUGUGCUCAAUACAGAUAAUGUUGCAAUUACCUGUAUCGAAGGGAAUACUGACGGACGAAUUUUUCUGGGUGGUCGAGAUGGUUGUUUGUAUGAGAUUUCCUAUCAAGCGGAAUCGAAUUGGUUUGGAAAGCGUUGCAAGAAGGUUAAUCACUCGCAAGGACUUAUGUCACAUUUAGUCCCGGGAAUUUUUAAGGUUUUCUCGGAGAACGAUUCGAUUUCUAAAAUUAUUAUCGAUAACUCGCGCAGAUUACUGUACACUCUAACUGAGCGAGGAGCUAUAGAAGCGUGGGAUAUUGGAACGGACGCCAAUUCUGUGAGACGCAUCGCAAGGAUUUCGCAAAAUGAUAUCGCUUCUAGUGCGGCCAAUAUUUUACGAACUAUUGAACCGUCAAUUUUCAAACCUGUUACCGCAUUGUGUCCACUCUCGCUGGAAGAUUCCCCCCAGUUUCAUUUGAUUGCCAUAACUCAAACCGGUGUACGAUUUUAUUUCUCCACCGUUCCGGUGCUGUACGGUAUUCAACAGCAGCAACAGCAACAACAACCAGGGACACCAACAUUUGAACAGCGUCCGCAAGGCCUCUACUUGUUGCAUGUUCGGCUUCCUCCUGGAUACACUCCGAACACAACCGUCGGUAAACCGAAACAAGUGCAUUCUGCUUUUUACAGUCAAGGAUCUCUAUUAAUGGUGUCGACUCCGCAAGCCGAUCAAGAUCUGCUCUGGUCGCUUAGUUCAGAACCUUUCCCAUCCAGGCAGAACCUUGUGGAAUCGUCGACUGUAAUGACCAUGGAUGGACAGGUAUGGGCCAUAGCGGAAGUGAAGCCCAAAGAUAAAGUGACCGUUGAUACGCCUCUUAGAGCUGCUCAAGUUCCCAAUAAAGUCGCACUGCUAACGAAUCAAGGUGUUCACAUUGUGUCUCUGCUGAAAUCGGUAGACAUUCUACAGCAACUGUUGCUUGCUUGUCACGGUCCGCACAACGAAGCAGUGAAGGCCUACUUUCAGGUGCAAACAGAACCCCAAGCAUGUGCCACUAGUUUACUGUUGGCUUGUAUUGAAACAUUCAAAGGGACAGAACUUGGAGAUUGGGCCGCACAGGCCUUUAUUCUGUACGGUGGGGAACCUUUCUUUGAGGUUGGAGCUUACAUGGGUGCUCAUUCUACCGUGACAAGACCACUGAGUUUCAAUUCGCCGACAAGUGGUUUCGUAGAAUCACAACCAGGUGGACCACGGAUGUACAUGUCAACGCCGUUUUCCGUUGCAAGGCCUGUUUCGUCCGUUCAACAGAGUAUGAUGCACCAAAGCCAGUUUCCCGGUAGUUCAAUGUCUCCGCAAAUGAAUCACAGUUUCAAUAACAACCUACCCAUAACAGCUGAAUCACCAAAUUUCCAUUAUUCCGCCAAACAUGCUGGUCUCUAUCUGCACAUGUCCCGCCUGUUGCGGUCCAUUUGGAAGAAGCGAUGCAUUGACGAAAAGCUACAUACCACUAUCAGCCAACAGGAUUGUGCUCAAAUUUUGGAGGAUUUGUAUGCCAUCAAGCGGUUUCUAGAGUCCAUCACAUUGACUAAUCUUGUCGGUCUGGUUGGCAAGAACGCACCGAGUUCUGGUGCCGUGGGGUGUCCACCGGGCGGAUAUCUUCAACAGCAGCAGCAGCAACAGCACCAACACCAGCAAUCCAUGUCAUCGUUGUCUUCUGGGAUGCCGGGCUCCUACGGUCAAUCGAAUUAUGGAAGCCAAAAUAUGUUUGGCGGAGCGACGGGUCAACAGAAAAACACAGCCGAGGAAGCUUUAAUUGAAGAGAAAAAAUCUUUGGAUGCGUUGAUUCGUUUGAUCAAACACUCAUGUGAAGUGUUGGCGUUGUGGAAGAUUCUCUGUGAGCAUCAGUGUCAUCUGUUGGUAUCCAAGCUAAGCAAGGAACAACAAUCCGCCUUACAGUCGUGCACCUUUCGGGAUCUUAUUCUGUCGCGUUCGGAUCUGUGCGGAUUGUUGAUAGUAACACUAAUCAACUCCUACUUGAACGACAAUGCUAGUGUGGGCUCGAUUUCAUUUAAAUUGCGCGAGGUUUGUCCAAAUUUAUACCGCCAUGAGGAUGCUGUAUCGCACAAGGCAGCUGAAAUUUUGCUACUCUCCAAGAGCUGUAACGAUCCUGACGAGAAGGACGAACGUCUCAAAACUGCACUGCAGUUGUGUAAAAGUGCUGCUCCAAGUUUGCCAUUGUCCUCCAUUUGUCAGCAAUUCACCAAUGCAGGAUUUUACACCGGUGUCAUUGAGCUCUGCUCAAUUUGUGCCGCAAAAAGUGAUCCAAACGAAGCGGCUUUACAUUUCUAUCGAAACAACGAACCCGUGGAAGAUCAAGAAGGUUUUAUGGCGUUUCAAAGCCGAAUGAAUUGUUACAAAGAGGUGAAGCUUAUGCUGGAACAUGUAUACUCCAAUGUGUGCAAUAGCAAAACGAGCAGCAUAUACCCCUCGCUGGAGAGCGUCGAUAGGGAUAAAUUGGCAAACACUCAGCUGAUUUCAAUCAUCAACUUAUCUUUGCAAUGUACGGAUCAAUUGCUGCAUAUCGCCGUGUACGAGUGGCUAUUGUCGCGCAACCUUCUGGGAGAAUUGCUGGAAAUAGGAGAGCCAUCGUUGGGAGCUUUCCUCGGACGAGCAGUGAACCGAACUCCGGACAACCUGGUACUCGCCGAUUUGUUGUGGAAGUAUCACGAACGAAAUGGCCAGCACGCGGCUGCUGCGAAAAUUCUCGACAAGUUAGCAAACAUCCCAAGUGAAUCGAUGUCCUUGCAGCAACGAAUCGAGUAUCUGGCACGUGCCGUCAUGUGUAUGCGUAGUGACACCGUUGGUUAUUCGGCUCAUAAUGGUGUUUUGCUGAAGGACCUAGAGGACAAGUUGGAGGUAGCCCAAAUUCAGAAGCAGAUAUUUGAUGCUAUGUCCAUCAUUCCCGAUAAAAACUUGACUCAAGCGGCCCUACGAAUGCUCAAUUCCACUCUGUACAAUCUAACCCAGUUGUACUCGGAUUUUGCCGAACGUUUCGAACUGUGGGAGAGUAAACUUACCAUUCUGAACUGCUCGCAUCACAACGAUCCGCUGUUGAUCGAAUCCGUUUGGACGAGGAUUUUGGACAAAGAACUGGAGAUGCCGGACAGUAAUACCGAACGCUGCCGCAAAUUGCUAUCCAAAGUAAAAAGCUUAGCACUGGAAUAUGAAAGCUCUGGUCAUUGCUUUCCGUUGUCGUUUAUUGUUAGGGAACUAGAACUUAGAUGCUUCCGCUUGAAACUUUUUGACUCACCUGUUCCGGAAGCGUUAAUCGAGAUGAAUUUAGACAUCGAUGCAUUGUUGAAUAUUUACUCACGACUCAUCUCUAUGAACGAGCGCGUGUGGGUCACGGAUGAAGACGAGCUCUAUCUUGUUCGUUCAACGGCGAAACUACUGUCUAUAAUCGCCUCUCAGCCGAAUUUGGUUCCCCUGAAAGAUCGUCGAAAAGUUAUUGCCAAAUCGCAGGACCUAAUAUCGGCUUGUUUAAGUAUACUCUACACCAAACCGGACGGUCAGGCACACGUGGAUAACCUGCGCGAAACGCAAUCCAAACUGAAUCGAAUCCAUUGCUAACAGACGGUUCGAUUUUCAACGAGCCUAUGACAACUGUAGUGCGAUGUUCCGCUACAGCGUUUACUGCUGUGUCCUUUAAAUUUAGGCGCUAGUUCUCGUCAUAAAAUGUUUGUUUGAAGCCAUUACAAAAUAUUGUAUAUGUUGCGCAUAGUGAUUUGUUCAGAAUGAAAGUAUAUAAAUAAA
This is a messenger RNA of Malaya genurostris, 4635 nucleotides long. RefSeq names its product nuclear pore complex protein Nup154 (gene Nup154). Gene Ontology annotation, cellular component: nuclear pore; nuclear pore inner ring. NCBI's taxonomy places the organism in Eukaryota, Metazoa, Arthropoda, Insecta, Diptera, Culicidae. The transcript has 9 exons. The record is from RefSeq and is a predicted model, not a curated record. Gene Ontology annotation, biological process: protein import into nucleus; transcription-dependent tethering of RNA polymerase II gene DNA at nuclear periphery; protein localization to nuclear inner membrane. The coding region runs from base 259 to 4452 and encodes 1397 amino acids. Gene Ontology annotation, molecular function: structural constituent of nuclear pore; protein binding.